AAUGCAAAGUUAGAAAGAAGGACAAAGAAAUUUUUCUACCUAAGUUUCACAAUCAACAGAUACUAAUGAUAAUGGAGGAGUUGAGGAUACUGUCUUAUUAGAAAGAAUAAGAGCAGCUUAUAAGGAUAUAUUUGCUUAAUCAUCAUUUUCAUAACUAAAAAAUUACUAAUUCUAGAAUGAUAUUGUAACAGGAGAAGUAUAAACUGUAAUUAUAUUUAAAGCCAACAAAAGUGCUUUCAUGUGCAUUCGAUAAUACAACUUAAUUUUUAGCUUCAGCUAAUUCUGAUGGUCUUGUAAAUAUUGCUUAUUUGGGGAAAGAUUACACAAUAGUUCCAUUAUUAGAUCCCAAAUAGAAACCAGGUCCAGCUACAUGUGUUAAAUGGAGACCUGGCUAAGUUGUAGAGUAAUUAAAACACACAUUAUUGUCAACAUAUGCUAAUGGAAGUAUUAUAUAUUGGCAUGCAACAUCUAAAUAAUCAUUAUUUAAUUUAGAAGAUAAAGAUAAUCAAAUCAAUUGUUGUGAGUUUUCAUUAGAUGGUGAUAAGUUUGUAAUAGGUGGUUCUGAUUGUCAUGUUAAACUUUAUGAUUGCGGAAAAUUGAGUAAGACUCCUACUACUUUUGUGGAAGGACAAUCAGCUAUUCAUUAGAAUAGAAUAUUUGGUAUGAAAUUUAAUUAGGGUGAUCAUAAUUAACUAUAUACAGGAGGAUGGGAUAAAAUGGUUAUUUAAUGGGAUUUAAGACAAAAGAAAUCAACUGGUUAUAUCUUUGGUCCUUGUGUUUAUGGAGAUUCUAUGGAUUCAAAAGGAUUUUAAUUGAUUACUGCAUCAUAUAGAGAUGAAAAAUAAUUAGAAAUUUGGGACACUAGAACUUUAAAUAAAUUAUAGACUAUUGAAUGGGCUGAGUAUGGAAAUAAUGUUUAAGGAUUAUUACCAAAAUAGAAUGUUAGUAAAUUAUAUGCAUGUAAAUUUGAUAAGAGAACAAAUUAUAUCUAUGCUGCAAAUGCUGGAAGGUAAUCAAUAAUAUCAUUUAAGUGUAUUUUCUGAAAUAAGACAAUUUGAUUCCUAAUAUAGAUGUGUUGAUACAUAUUGUUGUUCAUUAAAUGGGGUAAUGACAAUCGAUCAUAAUACAAGUUACAAUAAAUUAAGUUAUGGAACUUCAGAUGGAAAAUUGGGUGUACUGAAUUUAGUAAAUUGAUAUUAG
This is a messenger RNA of Paramecium pentaurelia, 1200 nucleotides long. The record is from the annotation of a GenBank genome assembly. NCBI's taxonomy places the organism in Eukaryota, Ciliophora, Oligohymenophorea, Peniculida, Parameciidae.